AUGUCCUAUUUGUGUUUAGGACACUAUCGGUUAGAUUUAGGUGUUUUGUUUACCUCUCAUUUGCGUUUAGGACGCUAUCGGUUAGAUUUCAGUGUUUUGUUUACCUCUCAUUUGCGUUUAGGACACUAUCUGUUAGAUUUCGGUGUUUUGUUUACCUCUCAUUUGCGUUUAGGACACUAUCUGUUAGAUUUCGGUGUUUUGUUUACCUCUCAUUUGCGUUUAGGACACUAUCGGUUAGAUUUCGGUGUUUUUUUUACCUGUCAUUUGCGUUUAGGAAACUAUCGGUUAGAUUUAGGUGUUUUGUUUACCUCUCAUUUGCGUUUAGGACACUAUCUGUUAGAUUUAGGUGUUUUGUUUACCUCUCAUUUGCGUUUAGGAAACUAUCGGUUAGAUUUAGGUGUUUUGUUUACCUCUCAUUUGCGUUUAGGAAACUAUCGGUUAGAUUUAGGUGUUUUGUUUACCUCUCAUUUGCGUUUAGGACACUAUCGGUUAGAUUUCAGUGUUUUGUUUACCUCUCAUUUGCGUUUAGGACACUAUCUGUUAGAUUUCGGUGUUUUGUUUACCUCUCAUUUGCGUUUAGGACACUAUCUGUUAGAUUUCGGUGUUUUGUUUACCUCUCAUUUGCGUUUAGGACACGAUCGGUUAGAUUUAGGUGUUUUGUUUACCUCUCAUUUGAGUUUAGGACACUAUCUGUUAGAUUUCGGUGUUUUGUUUACCUCUCAUUUGCGUUUAGGAAACUAUCGGUUAGAUUUCGGUGUUUUGUUUACCUCUCAUUUGCGUUUAGGACACUAUCUGUUAGAUUUCGGUGUUUUGUUUACCUCUCAUUUGCGUUUAGGACACUAUCUGUUAGAUUUCGGUGUUUUGUUUACCUCUCAUUUGCAUUUAGGACACUAUCGGUUAGGUUUAGGUUCAAGUUUUAGGUUACGGAGGUACGUUUUACUCAUUAAAACCUACAUCUAAUGUUCACCUCAAAAACCUUGUCUGAUUACAACACCAUUUCACUUGGUUUUGGAAAACUGAAGCGAAAUGUGUAAUGAAGCACAUACUUUCAUUUUGCCAAAAUGUUGCCACGGUCAUGCAAUGUUCAUAAGAUCAGGAUGGAAUUUUUGGAGGGUUUAAAAGGCAGAAAUGUGAAUCUUAUAAUUUGAUAAAAAGCACUU
This is a messenger RNA of Myxocyprinus asiaticus (Chinese sucker), 1160 nucleotides long. RefSeq lists its product as uncharacterized. The record is from RefSeq and is a predicted model, not a curated record. NCBI's taxonomy places the organism in Eukaryota, Metazoa, Chordata, Actinopteri, Cypriniformes, Catostomidae. The coding region runs from base 1 to 960 and encodes 319 amino acids. The transcript has 3 exons.